CACGAGCCGGAUUUCCUCGGGAUGGGGUUGGCAGUUCGUAAAGUGCGCCGCCACGGCGUUUUUCUCUUCCGCACACGAUGCAGCCAUCGUGCGUGCCGUCCAGGUCCGGACGACAGCCUUGGCCGACGACGGAAUCGAACGUGUUUGCAAAGAUCACCACGUCGAUCGUCACGUCGAAAGUCCCGAGCUUGUUUGCGACCCAGGGCACGACCGUGCAUGUGAUCGAAGUGACGAACACAGUCACGAGGAACGCUUUCCGAAUUGGCAAGACGUUCCACGACUUCGACGAUUUCGUGAAGCAGCUGCAGCGUGUAUUGGCGAGCCAAGAACACUCUCCGUGCGACAACCCAGGAUGUACGACCUUGCUCGAGCUGACCAAGGAACGCAUGCCGUCGCGUACCCUUAUUUCUCGGACUCCCGAAGUCGCGCGUCGCCGUGAAGAAAACUUCCAGAGCCUUAUGGACCUUUGGUUUUCAUUCAUCAACACGUCUCGGGAAAGCACAUGCCGCACAGCGUUGGCAAACAUCCCAAACGCUCUCAUCGUGUUCUUGUUUGACGGCGCCAAGAUGAACACACUUCGAUUUUGGGUGCCACGGUCACGCAGUCAUCGCGGUAAACGCAUUCCUCGCGGAGUGCUCAAAGAAAUCAUGCGUCUCGCCGAGGAUGAGCGGCAGCGUGCUGCCGCGGCUGCUGGCCACCACCAUGUCGACGAGGCGUCCGCGGAGGUCAUGGCCGACAACGACACCGUGCUGUCCGUGUUUCGAUCGUGUGGCAGCACCAUUCACGACAACGACAACGCGGACGAAGAAUCCCACGAGGAACUAGCCAUCCAUCUCCAGAACUUGCGCAUUGCAAUCCACCAAGUCAAAGACCUCGACCAGCUCGCACACAUUGAGACGGACGUGCUAGCGAUGAUGCAUCAGCAGAGGUCGCACCUCCUGUCCAACGCAGAAACCAGUCACGAAUACAGCGGCGCCCAGCCCACUCCUUAACUCAGUAGGAAUUUGCUUACCACUGUGCCUUGUGGAGGAUGUCGUACACUCAGUGCCUUACACAGCGCUUCCGCCUCGUUAGCGCGUGCCAGGGCUUUAUCUUUGCGACGCAAUGUCUUGCACGAUCUCCCGGGCGUGCAAGCCCCGCACGUGCGUCGGGAGUACUUCCAGCAAGGAAAGGUUGAUCUGUAAGUACAGUUGCGUGGAUUGAGUGCGCUACUGUUGUCGUAGUCAUGGCGGAAUAUGGAUGUAGUUGGGCGAGGUUAGGCAUGGACGAGGCGGUGAAUGAGCGCCUCGCCGUUCUCGCCACUUACAACCAUCUUGGCGUGGCGGACGAGCGCUGUAUCAACUUCGUUCUUCUUGGAAGCGUAUUCGAAUUCGCGCUUGACAGCUAGCGCUUGAGCCGAGUUGGCUUCGGCGGUGGCAGCGGCCAAAAUGCCCGCCGCCGUCUUUUUCGCGACAUCGACCAGGGCCUGUUGCCUGAUCUCUUCGGCCUUUACGCGCUGCUCGUACUCACGUUGGGCGGCGACGAGCAGCAUCAUCGCGUCAUUGCGUUUUUUCGUUGCGGCGGCGGUCGCGGUCGCGAACGCAACAUCGCGCUUUCCCUCGGUCGCGAGAAUGAGCGCGGCGUAUUUUGCCUUUUCGUUGAUGCACGUGACUUCCAUCUUGCUUUCGCUGUCCAGGAUGAGCUUCUGUCGAGAAAUGAGCUCCCGCUCCUUCUUUGCCACAAGAUCUUUAAUGUUGCGGUCGUUGGCCUUUUGGAUCGCCGUGAGAAGCUUGGUUUCGUCGUUCAGAAGCAUGCGCAUGUCGUUCUCGUGCUUCUUUUCCUGCUCCUCCAUUUUGGUCUUGAAAGCAGUCGUCUUUUCGAGGGUGGCCGACAGCCGGGUCGGCAGCGCUACGUUUGUAACCUUAACGUUAUGGAUCACGACGCCGUGUGCGACGAGCUUGUGAUUCAGGUCCCGCUUCAUCUCGCUUGCAAACUCUUCGCGCAGGUCAUGGACUUGAUCGUGGCGCACCGAAUGCACGAGCCCGCGAAUGCCCUCGGCUGUCAGCAUCGAGAUGAGCUCGUUGAAGCGCUGGGCUCCAAGCAUGUACACAAACUUGACCGCGUCGUCGGCGGUCGGGCCAAUUUGAAAGUUGAUCGAGAUGUCAAUGUGCACCAUCACGUUGUCGGACGUUGGGCACCGCUCAACCUGGACCGAGUACGCGACGGCGUGCUUGGUCACGAUGUGAGAGACGCGGUUGUACGCGGCCCACACCGGGAUCAACCCCGGUUCGAGGAUCCCCGCGUGGGCGUUCCACUUUUGGUACAGCACCCACAUCCCCGACGGAAUGCGCACGAACGUGUCGCAAAAGUGGGGGUACUUGGGCACGAGGACGAUCGGGAUGCUGCCGUCCUUGGUCUUCUGGUUGAAGUGGGCUUCCGCAUGGAGAGGCUUGCGAAUCGUCUGUUGGACGACCAUAGUAUGCUUGGGUGGGUUCGACGGUGUGCUCAUGGCAGCGUGAGUUAGCAAAUGCGCCAACUCAAACACUGCGCGAACGACAGGAUCUUGUUGCAGAGCACCCAGGCGUUGUGGCGCGUGCUGCGAGUUGAUUCCAAC
Messenger RNA from Aphanomyces invadans, 2593 nucleotides. RefSeq lists its product as hypothetical. Lineage: Eukaryota; Oomycota; Saprolegniomycetes; Saprolegniales; Verrucalvaceae. Bases 78 to 992 code for a protein of 304 amino acids. The transcript has a single exon. The record is from RefSeq and is a predicted model, not a curated record.